Messenger RNA from Misgurnus anguillicaudatus (oriental weatherfish), 1397 nucleotides. It is a transcript of the gene dapp1, whose product is annotated as dual adaptor of phosphotyrosine and 3-phosphoinositides. The record is from RefSeq and is a predicted model, not a curated record. Lineage: Eukaryota; Metazoa; Chordata; Actinopteri; Cypriniformes; Cobitidae.
CAGUGGUGAAGUGUAAAUUAACUCAGCUUCUCUAAAUUAGCCUACUGGGGGCGGAUCUGUUAGACUUCCUCUGUUUAAUGCUUUCGCUCGUAAAACAAACGACGCACUGCUAAAAAACUGUUUUAGUUGAACGUAAAGAGAAAUCAGUAGUGGGUGACCGAGUCACAGUGAUCAUCUGCAUUUAGCCUACACGAAGAGAUGAGUGUUUGUUCAACACACAGCUGUGAUGAAGACAUGGACGAGCUCGAGUCAAUCAGUUGGUAUCAUUAUGAUUUGUCCCGGCAUGCGGCUGAAGCUCUUCUCCUUUCAAAUGGGGUAGAUGGGAAUUUUCUUCUUCGAAACAGCAACCAAGGAGCCGACUGCUUCGCUCUGUCUGUCCGAGCAAAGGAUUCAGUCAAACACUUCCACGUCCGGCGGCACAUGGGCAGAUAUUCCUUUGGCUUCAAUGAAUUUUCCUGUCUUCAGGAUUUCACUAGACAUGUUGCCAAUCAGCCCCUGCUAGGCAGUGAGACAGGAAACCUUAUUGUGGUGCGAUUCCCAUACCCACGGCAGGUGGAGGAACCAUCUAUUUAUGAAACCGUGUGUGUGCACACGGCCAUGCAGACGGGGCGGCACGAAAAUGACUUGGUGCCUAAUGCUCCAUCGCUUGGCACUAAAGAGGGUUAUCUUGUGAAACAAGGAGCCAUCAUUAAGAACUGGAAGCAGAGAUGGUUCACACUGAAUAGAUAUGAACUCAAGUAUUUUAAGGACAAAAUGUUUGCAGAGCCAAUUCGAACCCUAGAUCUGACAGAGUGCUCUGCAAUCCAGUUUGAUUACAGUCAGGAAAGAGUCAACUGCUUCUGUAUGGUGUUCCCUGAGAGGACAUUUUAUCUGUGUGCAAAAUCAGGUACCGAGGCUGAUGAAUGGAUAAAGAUAAUACGAUGGAAACUGUCACAGAUAAAGAAAGGUCGAUGAUGGUAACAUGGAGAACAAAAGCAUUUGACCAAAUGAAAGCUGUGCCGUUUUAUAUGAAUUAUUACACCUGCAAUUAUUAACUAUGCACAUCUGACGGUCUGUGACUUUGGUUACAUGGUCAUGCAUUGAAGAUUGUUCAUGAAAGACAAGUUCAAUGCUAACAUGUUUAUAUGGAAAGUCUGAAGACAGUGCACCUCCAACAUCAGAUAUAUAAUUACAAAGUAGUAUUUUUUUUUUUACUUAUUUUGCUCUUCUGUAAGCCGAACCAAAAGAGAGAAUGUGCUUUGAAACAUCAUGUGUUCUCCCAAACAUGUGUAAAUGUACACUCUGCCACCAGUAAGGUGUACAAUAUACUGACCUUUGAUCCAUGAAAGCUUUUAGUUUCGCCUCUUAUCAAAGCCAUUUGUAGUGUGACGUGUGAAUUGACAGUUAACAUUGUGUUA